Molecule: messenger RNA, 8322 nt
Organism: Closterium sp. Yama58-4
Lineage: Eukaryota; Viridiplantae; Streptophyta; Zygnematophyceae; Desmidiales; Closteriaceae
Source: the annotation of a GenBank genome assembly
AUGAGGAGGGGAGGUGCGCGGGCUGAUAUGCAGCGCGGGAUAGUGGUGGUCACGCCCGCACUCGACGCUGUAUUCAAGGCAGCUCGGUCGUCGGGGACUCUCAACCUCUCAGGGAAAGAUCUCAAGUACGAUACCACGAAUCCUGUGAAUGGGCUAGUGGAGCUGAAGAACCUACUGGCGAGUCACAACAAGCUGGAGUGCCUGCCAGAGGAGAUCGGCGGUGCAGUGAACCUGGUCAAGCUGGACGUCUCCCACAACGUGUUGGAAGGCCUGCCUGCUGCUCUCGCCGCCUGCACACUCCUCACCCACCUCGAGGUCCGCCACCCUUCCUCUUCUCCUCCCUCCCCCCCACCCCCGUUUCCUCCUCUUGCCGCCUGCACACUCCUCACCCACCUUGAUGUCCGCCAGCCUCGCUCCUACCUCAUCCCCAUCCACUCGUUUCCACUGCCUCCUUUGCCUCCUGCCUGCUCCAACCGCAUCACUUCCCUGCCAGCCUCCUUAGAUGCCUGCACUGCGCUCUCUCAUCUCAAUCUCGAGAACAACCAGCUGCAGAGCAUCCCCUCGCCUCUGCUCUCCUCACUCCGCAACCUCAGGCAUCUCGACCUUGGUAAGGCAUCUCGACCUUGGUAUGGCAUCUCGACCUUGGUAUGGCAUCUCGACCUUGGUAUGGCAUCUCGACCUUGGUAUGGCAUCUCGACCUUGGUAUGGCAUCUCGACCUUGGUAUGGCAUCUCGACCUUGGUAUGGCAUCUCGACCUUGGUAAGGCAUCUCGACCUUGGCAUCUCGACCUUGGUAUGGCAUCUCGACCUUGGUAUGGCAUCUCGACCUUGGUAUGGCAUCUCGACCUUGGUAUGGCAUCUCGACCUUGGUAUGGCAUCUCGACCUUGGUAUGGCAUCUCGACCUUGGUAUGGCAUCUCGACCUUGUAAUGGCAUCUCGACCUUGGUAUGACAUCUCGACCUUGGUAUGGCAUCUCGACCUUGGUAUGGCAUCUCGACCUUGGUAUGGCAUCUCGACCUUGGUAUGGCAUCUCGACCUUGGUAAGGCAUCUCGACCUUGGUAUGGCAUCUCGACCUUGGUAUGGCAUCUCGACCUUGGUAUGGCAUCUCGACCUUGGUAUGGCAUCUCGACCUUGGUAUGGCAUCUCGACCUUGGUAAGGCAUCUCGACCUUGGUAUGGCAUCUCGACCUUGGUAUGGCAUCUCGACCUUGGUAUGGCAUCUCGACCUUGGUAUGGCAUCUCGACCUUGGUAUGGCAUCUCGACCUUGGUAUGGCAUCUCGACCUUGGUAUGGCAUCUCGACCUUGGUAAGGCAUCUCGACCUUGGUAAGGCAUCUCGACCUUGGUAUGGCAUCUCGACCUUGGUAUGGCAUCUCGACCUUGGUAUGGCAUCUCGACCUUGGUAUGGCAUCUCGACCUUGGUAUGGCAUCUCGACCUUGGUAUGGCAUCUCGACCUUGGUAUGGCAUCUCGACCUUGGUAUGGCAUCUCGACCUUGGUAUGGCAUCUCGACCUUGGUAUGGCAUCUCGACCUUGGUAUGGCAUCUCGACCUUGGUAAGGCAUCUCGACCUUGGUAUGGCAUCUCGACCUUGGUAUGGCAUCUCGACCUUGGUAUGGCAUCUCGACCUUGGUAUGGCAUCUCGACCUUGGUAUGGCAUCUCGACCUUGGUAAGGCAUCUCGACCUUGGUAUGGCAUCUCGACCUUGGUAAGGCAUCUCGACCUUGGUAUGGCAUCUCGACCUUGGUAUGGCAUCUCGACCUUGGUAUGGCAUCUCGACCUUGGUAUGGCAUCUCGACCUUGGUAUGGCAUCUCGACCUUGGUAUGGCAUCUCGACCUUGGUAUGGCAUCUCGACCUUGGUAUGGCAUCUCGACCUUGGUAUGGCAUCUCGACCUUGGUAUGGCAUCUCGACCUUGGUAUGGCAUCUCGACCUUGGUAUGGCAUCUCGACCUUGGUAUGGCAUCUCGACCUUGGUAUGGCAUCUCGACCUUGGUAUGGCAUCUCGACCUUGGUAUGGCAUCUCGACCUUGGUAUGGCAUCUCGACCUUGGUAUGGCAUCUCGACCUUGGUAUGGCAUCUCGACCUUGGUAUGGCAUCUCGACCUUGUCCACCCCUUCAUCUCUCCCGUUCUUCUCCUCGUUUCCUCUCUCAUCUCUCCCGUUCUUCUCCUCGUUUCCUCUCUCAUCUCUCCCGUUCUUCUCCUCGUUUCCUCUCUCAUCUCUCCCGUUCUUCUCCUCGUUUCCUCUCUCAUCUCUCCCGUUCUUCUCCUCGUUUCCUCUCUCAUCUCUCCCGUUCUUCUCCUCGUUUCCUCUCUCAUCUCUCCCGUUCUUCUCCUCGUUUCCUCUCUCCUCUCUCCCGUUCUUCUCCUCGUUUCCUCUCUCCUCUCUCCCGUUCUUCUCCUCGUUUCCUCUCUCAUCUCUCCCGUUCUUCUCCUCGUUUCCUCUCUCAUCUCUCUCCCGUUCUUCUCCUCGUUUCCUCUCUCCUCUCUCCCGUUCUUCUCCUCGUUUCCUCUCUCCUCUCUCCCGUUCUUCUCCUCGUUUCCUCUCUCAUCUCUCCCGUUCUUCUCCUCGUUUCCUCUCUCCUCUCUCCCGUUCUUCUCCUCGUUUCCUCUCUCCUCUCUCCCGUUCUUCUCCUCGUUUCCUCUCUCAUCUCUCCGUUCUUCUCCUCUUCUCCUCGUUUCUCUCUCCUCUCUCCCGUUCUUCUCCUCGUUUCCUCUCUCAUCUCUCCCGUUCUUCUCCUCGUUUCCUCUCUCAUCUCUCCCGUUCUUCUCCUCGUUUCCUCUCUCCUCUCUCCCGUUCUUCUCCUCGUUUCCUCUCUCAUCUCUCCUGUUCUUCUCCUCGUUUCCUCUCUCCUCUCUCCCGUUCUUCUCCUCGUUUCCUCUCUCAUCUCUCCCGUUCUUCUCCUCGUUUCCUCUCUCAUCUCUCCCGUUCUUCUCCUCGUUUCCUCUCUCUCAUCUCUCCCGUUCUUCUCCUCGUUUCCUCUCUCAUCUCUCCCGUUCUUCUCCUCGUUUCCUCUCUCAUCUCUCCCGUUCUUCUCCUCGUUUCCUCUCUCAUCUCUCCCGUUCUUCUCCUCGUUUCCUCUCUCUCUCCCGUUCUUCUCCUCGUUUCCUCUCUCCUCUCUCCCGUUCUUCUCCUCGUUUCCUCUCUCUCUCUCCCGUUCUUCUCCUCGUUUCCUCUCUCAUCUCUCCCGUUCUUCUCCUCGUUUCCUCUCUCCUCUCUCCCGUUCUUCUCCUCGUUUCCUCUCUCUCUCUCCCGUUCUCUCCUCGUUUCCUCUCUCAUCUCUCCCGUUCUUCUCCUCGUUUCCUCUCUCAUCUCUCCCGUUCUUCUCCUCGUUUCCUCUCUCAUCUCUCCCGUUCUUCUCCUCGUUUCCUCUCUCCUCUCUCCCGUUCUUCUCCUCGUUCCUCUCUCAUCUCUCCCGUUCUUCUCCUCGUUUCCUCUCUCAUCUCUCCCGUUCUUCUCCUCGUUUCCUCUAUCCUCUCUCCCGUUCUUCUCCUCGUUUCCUCUCUCCUCUCUCCCGUUCUUCUCCUCGUUUCCUCUCUCAUCUCUCCCGUUCUUCUCCUCGUUUCCUCUCUCCUCUCUCCCGUUCUUCUCCUCGUUUCCUCUCUCAUCUCUCCCGUUCUUCUCCUCGUUUCCUCUCUCAUCUCUCCCGUUCUUCUCCUCGUUUCCUCUCUCAUCUCUCCCGUUCUUCUCCUCGUUUCCUCUCUCUCUCUCCCGUUCUUCUCCUCGUUUCCUCUCUCAUCUCUCCCGUUCUUCUCCUCGUUUCCUCUCUCAUCUCUCCCGUUCUUCUCCUCGUUUCCUCUCUCCUCUCUCCCGUUCUUCUCCUCGUUUCCUCUCUCCUCUCUCCCGUUCCUCUCCUCGUUUCCUCUCUCAUCUCUCCCGUUCUUCUCCUCGUUUCCUCUCUCAUCUCUCCCGUUCUUCUCCUCGUUUCCUCUCUCAUCUCUCCCGUUCUUCUCCUCGUUUCCUCUCUCAUCUCUCCCGUUCUUCUCCUCGUUUCCUCUCUCAUCUCUCCCGUUCUUCUCCUCGUUUCCUCUCUCCUCUCUCCCGUUCUUCUCCUCGUUUCCUCUCUCAUCUCUCCCGUUCUUCUCCUCGUUUCCUCUCUCAUCUCUCCCGUUCUUCUCCUCGUUUCCUCUCUCAUCUCUCCCGUUCUUCUCCUCGUUUCCCUCUCUCAUCUCUCCCGUUCUUCUCCUCGUUUCCUCUCUCCUCUCUCCCGUUCUUCUCCUCGUUUCCUCUCUCCUCUCUCCCGUUCCUCUCCUCGUUUCCUCUCUCAUCUCUCCCGUUCUUCUCCUCGUUUCCUCUCUCCUCUCUCCCGUUCUUCUCCUCGUUUCCUCUCUCAUCUCUCCCGUUCUUCUCCUCGUUUCCUCUCUCAUCUCUCCCGUUCUUCUCCUCGUUUCCUCUCUCCUCUCUCCCUCAUCCACUUCCGUUUCUCCAUUCCUCCCCCUCCUUCCCCACCCCCCUUCCCGCUUGCUUUCUCCUCAUCCGUUUUUUAUCCCGUUCGUCUCCCUACCCUCCCAAUCCCUCCUCCCCCCUCUAUACUCUCUUCGUUCCACACCUCCCCCGUUCCCUGUCUCCCCCUCGCCCUGCUCGUUCUCACCGCUUGCUUCCAUGCUUCAGCCGCAACAAGCUGAAUCAGCUGCCAGUGAAAAUCGCCCUCCACAUCUUCCUCACCCCCCUUCCCGUUCGCUUUCACCUCAUCCUUUUUCCAUACCGUUCAUCUCCCCACCCUCUUGUUUCUCUCACUCUUGUUUUCCUCCCACGUGCCCCGUCUUCCCCCCGCCCUGCUCGUUCUCACCGCUCGCCUUCCAUUUGUCAGCCGCAACAAGCUGAAGCAGCUGCCAGCGGAGAUCGGCCACCUGCCCUCGCUUGUUACUCUCUCCCUUUGGAUGUCUUCCCCCUCCCCCCCUCCUCCCCCCCUCCUCCCCCCCCUCCUCCCCACUCCUCCCCCCCUCCUCCCCCCCUCCUUCCCCCCUCCUUUACCCCUCCUUCCCCCCUCCGUCCCCCUCCCUUCUCCCCUCCCUCCCCCCCCGUACCCACCCGACAACACCCUGUCAGCUGGAGGACCUCCCCCCAUCGCUGCGCCGCCGCUCUUGAUGUUUCUGACAAUGACCUCCCCACCCUGCCCGCCUGGCUCGGCAGCAUGACAUCGCUGCAGAGGGUCGCAGCGGCAGGCAAUCCCAUUAGAACAAUCCGAAGCACGCUCAUCAAUGGCCCGGCCAAGAACCUUCUGGACUAUCUGCGCUCCCGCCUCCCUGCUGCUUCCGCUGAUGACCACGAUUCAGAUACUGCCAGCGCUGCUGCACUGCGUGAGCUGACUCUAGAAUCACCGCCGGCUGCUGCUGCUGCUGCUGCUGCGCCUGCCGCUGCUGCUGCUGCCGUGACUGCUGCUGAGGCAGACAUGGUGCCAGAGGUUUUGCAAUCGAGGCAGAGCAAGGAGAUGAAGAGUGGAUUUGGAGACAGGGUGGAGAGAGCAUACGGAGUGGAGGGAGGGGUGGAGGGUGAGGGAGGGGCAGUGGCGGCUGCAGAAGGAGCAGUGGCAGAGCCAUGGCUGAGGGAGUGCUUUGAAGGAGGGGUGAGUAAUCUAUCAGCAUCAACUGUGAUCUCUGUGAUCUUUGUGCAUUGCACAGCAUCAACUGUGAUCUCUGUGAUCUUUGUGCAUUGCACAGCAUCAACUGUGAUCUCUGUGAUCUUUGUGCAUUGCACAGCAUCAACUGUGAUCUCUGUGAUCUUUGUGCAUUGCACAGCAUCAACUGUGAUCUCUGUGAUCUUUGUGCAUUGCACAGCAUCAACUGUGAUCUCUGUGAUCUUUGUGCAUUGCACAGCAUCAACUGUGAUCUCUGUGAUCUUUGUGCAUUGCACAGCAUCAACUGUGAUCUCUGUGAUCUUUGUGCAUUGCACAGCAUCAACUGUGAUCUCUGUGAUCUUUGUGCAUUGCACAGCAUCAACUGUGAUCUCUGUGAUCUUUGUGCAUUGCACAGCAUCAACUGUGAUCUCUGUGAUCUUUGUGCAUUGCACAGCAUCAACUGUGAUCUCUGUGAUCUUUGUGCAUUGCACAGCAUCAACUGUGAUCUCUGUGAUCUUUGUGCAUUGCACAGCAUCAACUGUGAUCUCUGUGAUCUUUGUGCAUUGCACAGCAUCAACUGUGAUCUCUGUGAUCUUUGUGCAUUGCACAGCAUCAACUGUGAUCUUUGUGAUCUUUGUGCAUUGCACAGCAUCAACUGUGAUCUUUGUGAUCUUUGUGCAUUGCACAGCAUCAACUGUGAUCUUUGUGAUCUUUGUGCAUUGCACAGCAUCAACUGUGAUCUUUGUGAUCUUUGUGCAUUGCACAGCAUCAACUGUGAUCUUUGUGAUCUUUGUGCAUUGCACAGCAUCAACUGUGAUCUCUGUGAUCUUUGUGCAUUGCACAGCAUCAACUGUGAUCUCUGUGAUCUUUGUGCAUUGCACAGCAUCAACUGUGAUCUCUGUGAUCUUUGUGCAUUGCACAGCAUCAACUGUGAUCUCUGUGAUCUUUGUGCAUUGCACAGCAUCAACUGUGAUCUCUGUGAUCUUUGUGCAUUGCACAGCAUCAACUGUGAUCUCUGUGAUCUUUGUGCAUUGCACAGCAUCAACUGUGAUCUUUGUGAUCUUUGUGCAUUGCACAGCAUCAACUGUGAUCUUUGUGAUCUUUGUGCAUUGCACAGCAUCAACUGUGAUCUUUGUGAUCUUUGUGCAUUGCACAGCAUCAACUGUGAUCUUUGUGAUCUUUGUGCAUUGCACAGCAUCAACUGUGAUCUUUGUGAUCUUUGUGCAUUGCACAGCAUCAACUGUGAUCUUUGUGAUCUUUGUGCAUUGCACAGCAUCAACUGUGAUCUUUGUGAUCUUUGUGCAUUGCACAGCAUCAACUGUGAUCUUUGUGAUCUUUGUGCAUUGCACAGCAUCAACUGUGAUCUUUGUGAUCUUUGUGCAUUGCACAGCAUCAACUGUGAUCUCUGUGAUCUUUGUGCAUUGCACAGCAUCAACUGUGAUCUCUGUGAUCUUUGUGCAUUGCACAGCAUCAACUGUGAUCUCUGUGAUCUUUGUGCAUUGCACAGCAUCAACUGUGAUCUCUGUGAUCUUUGUGCAUUGCACAGCAUCAACUGUGAUCUCUGUGAUCUUUGUGCAUUGCACAGCAUCAACUGUGAUCUCUGUGAUCUUUGUGCAUUGCACAGCAUCAACUGUGAUCUCUGUGAUCUUUGUGCAUUGCACAGCAUCAACUGUGAUCUUUGUGAUCUUUGUGCAUUGCACAGCAUCAACUGUGAUCUUUGUGAUCUUUGUGCAUUGCACAGCAUCAACUGUGAUCUUUGUGAUCUUUGUGCAUUGCACAGCAUCAACUGUGAUCUUUGUGAUCUUUGUGCAUUGCACAGCAUCAACUGUGAUCUUUGUGAUCUUUGUGCAUUGCACAGCAUCAACUGUGAUCUUUGCCCUCCAGCUGUCAAAGAAGGGCUUAUCAGAGCUGCCACGUGGCAUCACAGCAUUGGCUGCGGGUGACAUCCCUCUGGCGUCCAUCAACGCCUCUCACAACUCUCUCACCUCGCUGCCCUUCUUCCUCUCAGCUUGCACCUCCCUCACUGUGAGUGGGGCUGGGGUAGGUGGGGCUGGGGUAGGUGGGGCUGGGGUAGGUGGGGCUGGGGUAGGUGGGGCUGGGGUAGGUGGGGCUGGGGUAGGUGGGGCUGGGGUAGGUGGGGCUGGGGUAGGUGGGGCUGGGGUAGGUGGGGCUGGGGUAGGUGGGGCUGGGGUAGGUGGGGCUGGGGUAGGUGGGGCUGGGGUAGGUGGGGCUGGGGUAGGUGGGGCUGGGGUAGGUGGGGCUGGGGUAGGUGGGGCUGGGGUAGGUGGGGCUGGGGUAGGUGGGGCUGGGGUAGGUGGGGCUGGGGUAGGUGGGGCUGGGGUAGGUGGGGCUGGGGUAGGUGGGGCUGGGGUAGGUGGGGCUGGGGUAGGUGGGGCUGGGGUAGGUGGUACUGGAGGGAGCCUGCCCUUCACUGUUGGGCUUUCUUACUUCUUUCCCCCCUGUCCCUUCUCCUCACUCCCCACCCCUCCAGCUGCCCCUGACAGCACCACAGGACAUCCGCUCGUUACAUUUCUGGAACCUCUCCUGCUGUCCUCCUCCUUGUUCCCUCAUCCAUCUCUCUUCCCCCGUCUUUCCGUUCCCUCCCGCCCCUCUCCUCCAGCUGCCCCUGACAGCACCACAGGACAUCCCCUCGUUACAGUCCUUGAACCUCUCCUGCUGCUGCCCGCCCUCCUCCUCCUUGUUCCCUCAUCCAUCCCUCUUCCCCCUUCUUUCCGUUCCCUCCCUUCCCUCUCCUCCAGCUGCCCCUGA